This is a messenger RNA of Dicrocoelium dendriticum, 506 nucleotides long. The record is from the annotation of a GenBank genome assembly. Lineage: Eukaryota; Metazoa; Platyhelminthes; Trematoda; Plagiorchiida; Dicrocoeliidae.
CGAUUGUUCAAGCUUUGUAUUGGCAGGAGAAUGUGCCUUCCGUAGUCGAAAGUCCUCCAGUCAAGAGAUAUGUGGAAGAGGUAUUGUUAGGUAAAUUGGACUCAGUGGUUCAUGCCGCGGAAGAAUUGUAUCAGUGCAAGAUAUUGAUUGAUUUGUCCGGUAGAGGAACUGUGUGCCUUGUAUUGUUGUCGAAACGGAGGACAAUUCCUUGGAUGCGUGUCGCCGUACCUGUGACAGACUCGGGAGAAAAAGGAAACGAACAGAGACAGCCACACAGACAGAAGAAAGGAAUGCAUCUGGAAUGCAGUCAAUCAAUUGCGGCGAUGCCUGAACUAUUGUACCCCUAUGCAUGUAAUUGUUAUUUAAAUAUCGCAUAUACACGUAUAUCAUAAGUGGCGAAAUACGACGAGAAUCGAGCGGAACACGGAUCAGUAAAGAAUGAAAGAUUGAAGAUGAAGCAGGAGUGUUUGGGGAGGGGUCAGAAAGCAAAAGAGCGUUUAGAUGAG